Molecule: messenger RNA, 374 nt
Organism: Symbiodinium pilosum
Lineage: Eukaryota; Dinophyceae; Suessiales; Symbiodiniaceae
Source: the annotation of a GenBank genome assembly
GUUCGCGCAGCACAAGCUCCAGUUCUGGUUCUUCGUGUUCCAGCUCAUCUUCGUGGUGCUUGUCACCACCGUUGGUAAGUCACUGCUGGAGGAGGCCAAGAAGUUGGUCGACGCACCAACCUCCGUGUUCACUAUCAUGGCAGAAAACGUGCCCAGCGUUACGCACUACUACAUGACCUACCUGGUCCUGCAGUGGUCUGCUCACGCUAUGGAGAUGCUUCGAUACAUGAACUUGUCCAAGUUCCUGUUCUUCAAGGUCCUGUUCACUCCAGAGGAAGCCAAGCGCCUGUCAGAGCCGGAGAACCAGGACAGCUUUGGCUUCGGGGCCAGAAGUGUGAAUCUGUCCAUCAACGUCGUGCUUGGAAUCCUCUUCU